GCACGCCGGGGGCGGGGCCAGGCGUAGCCCAGCCCUCCGUGCCCGGAACGCGGGAGUGCGGAGCGACGGGACUGUCGGACCUUUGCGCUGCACACAGUGUACCGGACCGCCAAGAGGAACGCGCCCGGAAGCCGCGGAUCGGCGGCCAGAAAGGCCAUGUCCGCCGCGGGGCUCGGGGUGUCCGCGCGCGCUCUGCGCCCGCAGAGCUGGCUUCUGGGAACUUGGCAGACACAGAUUAGAGACACCCACCAACUAGGUUCAUUAUUGUCCUUCUGGGACCUCAUUCCCAUGAGAGCAGAGCCUCUGCGAAAGAAGAAGAAGCUAGAUCCAAAAAAAGAUCAAGCAGUAAAGGACCGUUUGAAAAAGAGGAUCCGACGACUGGAAAAGGCUAGCCAGGAGCUAAUUCCCAUUGAAGAUUUUAUUACACCUGUGAGGUUCCUGGAUAAAGCAAGGCAGCGGCCUCAAGUGGAGCUCCCCUUUGAGGAGGAGGAGCGGAGAGCUCUGCUUCUGAAAAAGUGGUCCCUGUACAAGCAGCAGGAGCAUGCAGUGGAGAGGGAGGCCAUCAGGUCCAUGCUUGAGGCCCAGCAAGAAGCGCUGCAGGAGCUGCGACUCACGUCCCCAGAGCUCCAUGCAGAGGCCACCAAGCGGGACCCCAGUCUCUUCCCUUUUGAGAGGGAAGGGCCAGAUUACACACCACCAGUCUCCAACUACCAGCCCCCUGAAGGCAGGUACCAGGACAUCACCAAGGUGUACACACAGGUGGAGUUCAAGAGGUAGAGGAUGCCACAGGCAGCUGUGCAGAACACCCUGCCCUUGAGAGCCAGACCCACCAGGUCUCAGGCCUGCUUAUCACACAGGCAAGCUGUGAAUAAAUAUGUUUAAUCAAG
This is a messenger RNA of Manis pentadactyla (Chinese pangolin), 887 nucleotides long. RefSeq names its product mitochondrial ribosomal protein L40 (gene MRPL40). NCBI's taxonomy places the organism in Eukaryota, Metazoa, Chordata, Mammalia, Pholidota, Manidae. The transcript is spliced from 4 exons. The coding region runs from base 157 to 777 and encodes 206 amino acids. The record is from RefSeq and is a predicted model, not a curated record. Gene Ontology annotation, cellular component: mitochondrial large ribosomal subunit; mitochondrial ribosome.